Messenger RNA from Acipenser ruthenus (sterlet), 701 nucleotides. Its product is annotated as phospholemman-like. Gene Ontology annotation, cellular component: membrane. Bases 173 to 454 code for a protein of 93 amino acids. Gene Ontology annotation, biological process: regulation of sodium ion transmembrane transporter activity. NCBI's taxonomy places the organism in Eukaryota, Metazoa, Chordata, Actinopteri, Acipenseriformes, Acipenseridae. The transcript is spliced from 8 exons. Gene Ontology annotation, molecular function: sodium channel regulator activity. The record is from RefSeq and is a predicted model, not a curated record.
CUCAGCUGUGUCAAUUGAACCAACCUGGUGUGUGUGUACAAAAGGGCGUUGGCAUGUAACUGAGCAAACAGACUUUAACUAGGUCAGUCCUUCCUGGGUUUGCACUGCAGACACAAGUCCUGCCUCCUCUCCUCGUGUGAGUUCAUCUGGAAUAGGGCAGGUCCUGCUGAAGAUGGCUACAGUCACAGCCUUAGUUUUUCUAACAGUACUUGCUGCCGCUUUAGUAGAUGCUACAGAAACUGCAGAGAAAACGGACCCCUUUACAUAUGACUACAGUCAGCUGCGUGUGGGAGGACUGAUCAUGGCUGCUGUCCUCUGUCUCAUUGGCAUCUGCAUCCUCUUCAGUAACCAUUGCAGGUGCAAAUUCAAACAAGACAACAGGAAAAGGGCCAAUGGCACUGCAGCCACAACCGAGCACCUGCUUUCAUCUCCAGCCCGGGCGAGCGAGUGCUGAAACUGCAGAGCAGGUCAAACAACAAACAUGGCCACUUGCAGCUACUGUUUCCAUGGUGAUAGGUCAAGGGUAUAAUCAAGCUUUCUGAAAUCGGUAUAGGUCAGAGGUUCCCAUCCCCAAGGGUACUGAUGCAUCCUGGAGCCGCGAUGUGUCUGCUUUUAAUAUCAUAACAUGUACACUGCUCCUAGCUUUUUGUAAUAAAUUUGUAUUUAUAUUCCAAUAAAGUUUCUCAUAUUUGUUUGGUUAA